This is a messenger RNA of Scaptodrosophila lebanonensis, 1168 nucleotides long. It is a transcript of the gene Cchl, whose product is annotated as cytochrome c-type heme lyase. Gene Ontology annotation, cellular component: mitochondrion. Gene Ontology annotation, biological process: cytochrome c-heme linkage. NCBI's taxonomy places the organism in Eukaryota, Metazoa, Arthropoda, Insecta, Diptera, Drosophilidae. Gene Ontology annotation, molecular function: holocytochrome-c synthase activity. The record is from RefSeq and is a predicted model, not a curated record. Bases 164 to 1009 code for a protein of 281 amino acids. The transcript has 3 exons.
AUGAAGAUGUCAACUCAUGUAACCUCGCCAAGAACUCUGGGACGACGAUAAGCCUCACAAUGAGCCUGAGCUGUUAAUAUCAAUUAAAACUCUUGGAAAUUUAUAUAUUUUACAUAAGAACACAUUUUGUAUUGCAAAAGGAACAAAUUCAGAACCUGGCACAAUGGGAAACACCGCACUGACCAAUGUACAUUUGGAGGCUAACAAGAGCAUGCCAGCUGAUCAUGCCAAGCACAUGGCAAUGGCCGGUUCGCCACCACCAGAGUGUCCAAUGCAUCAAAAACAUCAAGGGGACAAACAAUCGGCCUCGGCUGUUCCACCACAUCCCAAAAUGUCAUCGGCCUCCGAAUGCCCAGUACAACAUGACAAUAGCGAUGUUAAUCCGCUAAACAUGAUGCCACCAGCCAACCAGCAACCUGCACCAGAUCAGCCCUUCCCCUUGCCCACGGAUCGUCAGACCUCAACCAUUCCCAAGGUCACCGAGGAUGGCAGUGUGCAGUUCUGGCAAUAUCCAAGUCAACAGAUGUUCUGGAACGCUAUGCUACGCAAGGGCUGGCGCUGGAAAAAGGAAGAUGUCUCCCAGAAGGAUAUGGGUGACAUCAUUCGUAUUCACAAUGCCAACAAUGAACAGGCCUGGCAGGAGGUACUUAAAUGGGAAGCGCUACAUGCCAAAGAGUGCGGUAAUCCGCGCCUUAAAAGCUUUGGCGGCAAAGCUAAAGAUUUCAGUCCACGUGCUCGUUUCCGUAGCCUGUUGGGCUAUGAGUUGCCUUUUGAUCGUCACGACUGGAUUGUUGAUCGCUGUGGCAAGGAUGUCCGCUAUGUCAUUGAUUACUAUGAUGGCGGUCUUGUGGACAAAGAUUACCGAUUCGCCUUACUUGAUGUCCGCCCAGCCAUGGAUUCCUUUGAUAACGUUUGGGAUCGCAUGCGUGUCACAUACAUGCGUUGGAAAUAUGAGUUAUCCGAGAAGCUUAACACUGGCGAUGGCAAAGUUUCUGCAGGUAGCGAAUAAGGAAUUUCAGUUGAAGAGAUCAGGUUAAUUUAUUGAUAAUGUUCUAAAAUUUGAAAUGAAGUGCUUAAUGUAUUUAGCUGCACUGUUCAAUGAUAGUAAUAUCUCACGAAAAUGAUUAUAAAAGCUAAUAAAUGUUAAAUGCAUAUUUCAAACUGUGAA